GAUCUUCAAAGACGAGCGAUACACAAACCGAGCAUUAUUCGCUCUGGAUUGUUUGUGGCGGAUAAACUCGCCGUCUGUUCGAACGUUUACACCGUCUUGUUGAAUGAACAAUCUUCCAAGCCCCCUUCCAUUUUCUGAACGAGUACGCCUCCAGCAGCGUGCGCGCUCACUUAAAAUCUCUUUCCCCGCCCCCGCCGCUAGACCCAACCCUUUUCGGACGUGCAAUUUCUUCGGAGCUCGCUCUCAGGGGCCCCUCCUGUUUAUUCCCCUGAUUAGAUCAGAGAGAAAACAGCUUCACAUAGAAGCGGAAGGAGAGAAUCAGACGGAGAGAGAGGGGAGAAAAAGUGGGAAAUAUUCACAGACGUCGGGAAAGACCGAAUUGCAGCUGGAAAACGAGAGAGGCAACAAGCGAAAAAAAAAGCUUGUAAAAUGAAUCCGCCGUGCGCUAGAUGUCAAAAAAUCGUCUAUCCGACCGAAAAAGUCAACUGCCUGGACAAGUACUGGCAUAAAGCAUGCUUCCAAUGUGAAAUCUGCAAAAUGACUCUAAACAUGAAGAAUUACAAAGGAUACGAUAAGAAGCCUUAUUGCAAUGCGCACUACCCAAAAUCUUCAUUCACCGCUGUGGCAGACACUCCAGAAAACCUGCGCUUGAAGAAACAAAGCAAGUUGCAGAGUCAAGUACAAUACAAAGAAGACUUUGAAAAGAACAAAGGGAAAGGCUUCAGUGCAGUGGCCAAUACCCCUGAGCUGGAACGCAUCAAGAAAAACCAGGAGAUUGUCAGCAAUGUCAAAUAUCAUGAAGAGUUUGAGAGGAGCAAAGGCAUUUCGGCAGCAAGCGCUGAGCGGAGGAACUCUCAUGAAACCCAGGAGUACAGGCCUCAGCCAGAGAGGAAUCUAGGCUACCAGCCACAGGCACCUUCACACCAGGAACCACCAACCCCGGUCUACGACCCACCUCCUGCCGCACCAUAUGCCCCUCCUCCUUCAACUGGGAAGCGAUUCAGAGCUGUGUAUGACUACUCAGCAGCCGAUGAUGAUGAGAUCUCAUUCCAAGAUGGUGACUUGAUCAUCGAUGUUCAACAGAUCGAUGAAGGAUGGAUGUACGGCACUGUGGAGAGAACUGGUGACACCGGCAUGCUCCCAGCUAACUACGUGGAAGCAGUGUAACAGAGCCCAGAUUAAUGCCUGCUUAUGCUUUGAUUAUCUGUAUUAAAAACAAAUUACAGUAUGAAUCCCAACAAUAAUUUGAUGACAAAUUUAGGUUUUAAAAAAAAGUUUUAAAUUGUGGUUCCAAAUGCAUAAUAUAGCUUUCUCCAUUGUUAUUUUCAUGUUACUGGAAUAUAGUCAAAAUUUUCUUUGGCUUAACUAGGUUGGAGAAGAGAUGAUUAUUCUUCAAAGCCAUUUACUGCUCUGUGUUGCCCCCCCCAACCCUCCAUUUUUUUAAAUGACCCCCGACCACUGUACCUUACAGAUGCUGAAGAUGAAAUUCUUGGCUCUGGAUUACUGUAGCUAGAUGUGCCCGGGUAACCCUCAUUCACUCAGGUAGAUGCUGACUUUAAUGUCAGAGCAUUAUAAUUUCCUUGCAGGUUGCUGAAAUGAAUUGAAGUUCUUCAGAACCAAAAUCUAGGAUUGUUCUGUUGGUGGGUGGAAGAAUUGGACACGGUUCUAUUUGGUUCUUCAGCACUAGGACACAAUGAGGAUUGGAUUCCCAGUGCAUUCAAGGACAUUUUAAUUCACCUUAUUUCAGUCUUGGAAUGUUAGCCUAGUGAGUGAUUACUCUGGGAGUAAUAUUUCUUGCCAAAUAGUUCACAAAAAUCUGUACCCAGUUCUAUAACCAGGAAUCUCAAGACAUUGUCUCCUUUAGAUAAUAAAAUUGUUUAAUGUUCUUGCCAUUUCUUUUUAAAGCAAUAUGAGGGAAUUCAGGUCAGAGCAGAAAGUUUUCUGUGGCCAUCCUUGGCUCAUCAGUAGCAUCAGACCCUAUUUGUUUCAGAGUUUGCCACAGAACUUCAGCCACUCUUUGGGACGAGUUUGGUCGAUGAGUGCCAUCCAUUCUGUAACGGUCCUUGUAAUAACAUCCAAUAGUGGCCAUGCUUCUGUGCCAGAGUGGUAGGAUGUUGCUCAACAGUUGAACAUGUUGGCUGCAUAGGGUCAGUUUUAAAAUUGGAGGAAGGGGUGCGGAAGUGUGGUGACCUGGUGUGGGGAAUCGUGCUUUGGUUUUGAAGCUAUGCUACACCCUGUGGAUUUAAUAAUUGUAAGAUUAGUACUCCAGUAAGAUCCAUGCAAGGAGAAGAAUAUUUAAUCCAGUCAAGCACAGUGACCCAAUUUGUGGCUGGCUGCCUCCCUUCCCUCUUUAGGUUCAGACUAUGUCAGAGCUUCAUGACGUCUGCAGACAUGACCCAACUGGUGUAUUUUAGCCCUGGAUGAAGCAUUUUAUGUCAUUGAAAUGAAACUGGCAAAGACUUAAGUUAACAACACUGCUUAAUUGAUGAGAAGCUGGAAGAGAAGUGACUUUUACAGGGAAUAAUUUGCAUGGCUUUCUAGACUCAUGAGUGUGUUAACUUUUAAGAUAAGAUUGAAAGCAAUGUGAAACAGCCUGAUGCUGAAAAAAAUUCCUGAGUUACUUUUGCCUAUUUCUAUAAAGCUGUGUAAACAAUAGACAGCUGUCUGGGCAAUGAGCGGCUAUUAGGAACAGGCCUGGGAUCUUUUUACAAACCUUUUCUUUCUCUUUCACCCCCUCACUGAGUGACAUGAGGAAAACUGUCCCUAACUAACUGUUCCAAUAUGUGAUCAUUUAGAAGUUCAGGCUGUAUUCUGUGGAAUAACAAACACAUUUCUUAAACAUCAAGAAGUCAUUAAUUCAAACAAUGGCUGUGGUGACUGGAAUUGUACAAAUUAACGGAACCAUUCCUCAGAGUUGUUGGCACAACAUUGAUUCAUUAAAUCCCUCAGCAUUGAUUCUACACUGUUGCAUCCAAGACUGGAUCCAUCAGCGCUCUCCUCUUUUACAGAAAAUGACUCUGUGUACUUUGAAAACCUCUUAGCAUAUUAAGGUAGAAAGUGGUGUAUUUUUUUUCAGUUUAUAAUGAAAUAAAUAUGAAAAGGCUGUGCUUUAGUCAAUACAUUAGUAAAUUGGAACAAUCUUUAUUCUACGAGGCUCAAAUUUGGUCCAGGCACCAAUAUUAAGAUAUGCUUUGCAGUGAUUGGAUUAUGAUCUCAUUUCUAUCUCUCUGGAAAAGGCAAAGCCAAUUGACUUCUCUCGUGAAAUUGCCAAGACCUUAUCUAACUAGCUAAGCUGGGAAAAUUCAGGUACCAAUACUACUGGACCACAAAAGAUUUGUAUAUAAACACAAAUGUGCAGACACUGCGUGCCAAUAUAAAUGACUUAACAUUCCAUGGAAUCAGUACAUUAACUGCUUAGUCUUAGCACGCUGUUUAAUUUGAAACCUGCAGUUAUAAUUGCUAAUUAAUUGGUAGAAGUUUUUGUUUUUGAAGUUGCGCUUUAUCAAGUUCAGCUUAGCUUCGCUAAGGAUGAUAUUGAGUUUCCCAUGUACCCGCAACAUGUUAGCAUCUGAGCUUAACUUGGGUCUCUGACUUGUUCAUUCAAGGUGUGACUUUGUACAAAGGGAGCAAUUGUGUCUAAGCUGCCUUUCCAUCAAAACAUGCUGUUGUGUUUGGCAAAGGAACUUCAUAGGAGGAAGACCCUAAGCAUUAUUUUACUGGGAAGUCCUCUGGAUCAUCCUUGGGUGGAAGAAUGGUGGUUUGUCUCAGCAUAGAUGCCCUUGCGCCCACUUCCCCAACCUCCCCAAACGUUGCAUCUUACAGUCAGUGGACUUCGCCCAGUGAAGGGAAUGGCCUCCAGUUGUCUUAAGUAACCUGGGUUGAGAAAUUGCCAUUGAUUUGCAGGAUCUUCUGCAUAGCCCAUCGCACAACUCAGUAUGUUUCAAAAGCAGUUGUUAGUUUGGAAAUUAAGAAGCGGAGGGAAAUAUGGGUGCUGCUAUUUGCAUAGAAUACUGCACAUCUGUGAAUCAAAUGAAGCAUGUCUUGGCGCUUCUGAAUUCUUCAUUACCAUGCUUGCAAUUUUUAGGAAAAAAUGUAUUUUUGGCAUGAUCCUUACAUGACAAAUUGUCAAUAAACUUAAAAGAUGGGAACCAG
Messenger RNA from Pristis pectinata (smalltooth sawfish), 4152 nucleotides. RefSeq names its product LIM and SH3 protein 1 (gene lasp1). Bases 430 to 1167 code for a protein of 245 amino acids. The transcript is spliced from 7 exons. Gene Ontology annotation, cellular component: focal adhesion. Gene Ontology annotation, molecular function: actin filament binding. NCBI's taxonomy places the organism in Eukaryota, Metazoa, Chordata, Chondrichthyes, Rhinopristiformes, Pristidae. The record is from RefSeq and is a predicted model, not a curated record.